This is a messenger RNA of Branchiostoma floridae (Florida lancelet), 1883 nucleotides long. RefSeq lists its product as uncharacterized. The coding region runs from base 100 to 1092 and encodes 330 amino acids. Lineage: Eukaryota; Metazoa; Chordata; Leptocardii; Amphioxiformes; Branchiostomatidae. The record is from RefSeq and is a predicted model, not a curated record. Gene Ontology annotation, biological process: cell-matrix adhesion. Gene Ontology annotation, cellular component: basement membrane. The transcript has 6 exons.
UGUUACAGGUUGCUGACCCUGUUGAUAUGAUCAAGGAACUCGCGAGUUUGAAAUAAUCCUUGUUUUAAAUGUAAGUCGAAGAGUCUUGCCAUCGCAGCCAUGGGUCGCACAUUUACGUGCCGCUUUGUUGGAACCUUGGGCCUCCUGUCUCUUGUUUUUGCAGGUACCAGUGCUCAGACCAGGUGUUUAGAGGAGAAGACGGCGGCGGAGGCGGGGCCGAUGUUGGUCGGUGCCUUCACCAAGCAGUGCGCCGCGGACGGGAGUUACGAGACGACGCAGUGCCAUGGCUCCACCGGGUACUGCUACUGCGCCCGGCCCGACACCGGGGAGGUGUUCCAGGAGACGGCUUACCGGGCUUGGCAGGGGCCGCAGUACGAUUGUGCAGCCUACUGGAGUACCAGCUUACAGACCAGGUGUUUAGAUGAGAAGGCAGCGGCGGAGGCGGGGCCGGUGUUGGUCGGCGCCUUCACCAAACAGUGCGCCGCGGACGGGAGUUACGAGACCACGCAGUGCCAUGGCUCCACCGGGUACUGCUACUGCGCCCGGCCCGACACCGGGGAGGUGUUCCAGGAGACGGCUUACCGGGCCUGGCAGGGGCCGCAGCACGACUGUGCUUCCUACUGGACGGGGCAAGGGCUCGCUCUGACUGAUGCCGAGCCAACACUGGCCACUGGGAUGGAGUGGCUCAACAUGGAUGUCGUCCAACCCAGACCGACUAACAUACCAUCUCCAGCCGCUGGGAGUAUUGACGACAUUCUGAACUGUGCUGAGAUCAUCACCAACUGCACGGCGCCUGCCCUCCAGACCAUCACCCGGAUCUUCGCCCCGGGAGCGCCCGAGCCUGGCGAGGCGGAGCUCAAGCAGCUCUGCAUGCUGUAUCCAACGAUGGACACCUGUGUGAAGGACGCCUCCCAGACCAUGGAGUGCAUGGCCACCGGACAGGAUCAGUAUGAGCAGUACAAGUCUCAGGCCUCUGCCGAGCCCCCACAGGCCUGUGAGAAAUACACCAACGUGGCCGCUAGGUGUCGCCUCUGCAUCGACGUCCUCCUCGGCGCUCUGCUGACCGCCAUGUUGGUGGGCUGGAGGGGCUGAACGGGUGAAGCUGCGUCCUCUGUGUGACCUUCAUCCUCUGUGUGACCUUCAUCUUCCCGAACCUACCUUACUGAUGAGCAGCUUAGAAAAGACGGCGGAAAAUCAACAGUAAUCACUCCUUUUGUGUGAAACGUCACACUGAUCCAACUCAACACUAUCAAACUCACCGAAAUUACGGCCUUACUCAGGGUGAAUGACCCACUGAUUCAAACACGUGACAUUACGUACACGUGACGUCAGGAGGGGUUAAAGGUGCCUGAGAGCGUAUACCACCCGCCGUCCCUGUCGAGACAUAUUGUAGAUUCUGGAUUCUUUCACAAAACUUUCGUCUUCGGUAGUUAUCCUUUUACAUGGGAACAGUGUGGCGAGCGAUUCAAAUUUUAUAUAGUUCGAUAUUAAACAACGGUAUUAAAAAGGUAGAUAAACGCACAUGAUAAUUCUUCGGGUUUUUUUUCGACGGGAUGUUCUUUAUUUUGUUGCUAGUGAGUGCAAGUGUGCAAAUAGUGGAUUAUAUAACGGUCAGCUUGGUAAAAUAUCCAACAAUGCAUGGUUUAGAAUCCAUGUUUGUAUAUGAGAUGUAAGUGAGGAAACUCUGAUGCUUCAAGUAUUGUUUAAGUAAAAUUGGCGACGUCAACUCUUGUAGGAAUGUUAUUUUCCCUUUGUUGCUGUUCUUGACAAUGAUACUGUUAUCAGUCUAAGUGGCAAUGAUAACGUAAAAUAGCUCAGCGCUGGUCAGCUCAUAUUCUUUCAUGGCUUUGCCUAUUAAAGUUUUCACGCUGUUGAUAAACCGA